UCGAAAUGAAACCGCAUUAUUUAUUAAAAAACUUAACAAAACUAAAUUAUUUAUAUUCCACAAGACGUUUAACCUUGUCACAAAGAAUAACAUUAUUCACAAAAAAAAAGUCAUCUAAUGCAAUAAAUUUUUGUUUACCGGCAACAACAAUAAUUGUAAAUAACUCCAAGUACUGCACAAAUGCAGAAUUCAACCAAUCUUCUCCUCAAAUAAAAGCCGAAACUUUAUUUAAUUCAUUAAAUUCAUAUUAUCAAAUAAAUGGCUACGUUAAAGCAGAUACGUUGAACGAAUUAUUAGAAAGUGUUGAACGCGAUGAUAAAUUGUCGAAGGAACAAAUAGAAUUCUUGCUAACCUUAUGUAAUCCAAUACGUAUGCCAACUGAAAAUACUGCAGUUCGAAAGGAAUUCUUUGAACGUUUAUGGAAUGUCUUAAAAACUCGAAACCACAUUAACAAAGAAUUAUGCCAUAUAAAAUUACAAAUUUUUAAAGAUAAUCGCGUACCUUUGACAAAUUUUCGUCAAAUAUUGCAGGAGUAUGAAGAAAAUGGGUGCACCACCAGCACACCAGACUUGUAUUCCAAGCUUUUAAGGAUAGUUUGUGAGAGUGGCAAUAUUCAACAGGCAUUAGAAAUUUUAACUGAAAUGCGUAACAAAAAUUUUGCUUUAGCUGAGGCGGAUUUUAAUAGUUUAAUACUUGGACAUGCACGCAGUUUUGAUAUAAAUAACAGCUACAAAAUUUUAGAUAGCAUGACUGCAGCUGGACUGUCUGCAAGCAGUGAAACUCAAACUAUGCUUAUUAUUGCUCAUUUAGAGAAUAAUGAUAUUCCUAAAGCAAAAGAAAUUUUACAUAAGUAUCACGGCCAAUUUAGUGCAGCUCAGAUAUUCAAUAUUCUGAGGUCUUGUUUAAUCGUGGACUUCGAUUUUGAUUUAGAAUUUAUUUCUCAGCUUAUAUUAGAGAUUCCAAAACUGGAUUUAAUAGGGCCCGAGGUACCGACAGCUUUAAAAAGUGUAUGCAUUGAAAUGAUUCACAAUAAAAAAUUACCUGUUGUUUUGAAAAUAAUUUCUACUUUACCAAAUCCGGAGUUUAAUAUAAAUCAAAACACAGACACAUUUGGAAAUUUCCUCCUUCAUCAUAUGUUUGCAAUACGACAUGAAACUGAAGGUAUAAUUGAAGCCUCGAAGCUAUUAAAGGACAGUGGAAAAAAUGAACGCGCCUUGCAUGUUGCAACAGAAAUAGCAAUGAAGCGAAAUCCACCAGUCGCGGUUGAAUUUUUUAAAUCCUUAUCAACAGAAGAACCCUUACGUCCACAUUAUUUUUGGCCAUUACUUAUACAUAAUUUUCGCAAACAUGGCGAAAGUGGAAUAAUACGUACUCUGAAGAUUAUGUCGACAUUACAGGUAACAUGCGAUGAGGAUACAAUCAUUCAGUAUAUUUUACCCAAAUUGUCUAUUAUGCUUAACGAGCCAGCUAAAGCUAUAAAAUUAUUGCAAAAUGCUGGCUUGAAAUCAUCUCAUAUCAUGCCCAUCAUUAUUGAAUAUCUAAUAACUCAAGACAAAUUAGAAGAAGUAUUCGAGCUAUCCGAAUUAUAUCUAUCAAAAUUUGAUAUGACCAAACUGAUUCCAACUUUAAGUAAACAAACUGCCAAUGUACGUGCAAAGAAACGAUAUUUUCAAUUUGCCAAAAUGCUUUCGAGUUUAUUAAAUAGAAAUGAAAAUCCAAAAGUUGAUAUUAUAGGACAAUUACUAAUUCGUAUGCUUGCAACACAAGGACGUAUACGUACUGAUGCCCUAGAGUUUCUAAGAUUUAUAAGACAAAUGCAUAAACACAAUUUAAAAAUAUCUCCUACGGCAGUAAACGUUAUACAAUCAUAUCUAAAACAAUUUGAGAACGAUCAUAGAGCAGAAGAAAUACAGAAGACAUUAAAAGACAUGACUAACAAAAAUUAUAUAUUAUCGGAUGAAAGCGAAAAAUCGUUUGAUUUAAGAACAUCAUCAUUUGCAAAGCAUCCUCGUGAUAUGUCACUAGAUGAGCUUGAAUGUCAUUUAAUUGAAUUAGAAACCAAAAAAUUAAAUACUCGAGGUGUAUUAAGACGUUUAUUGCAGUUAUGUGUACGUGAUAAUCGUCUAGAGCGUGCUUUAGAAAUAAAGACGAAAUGUGAUCAACUUAAUGUAGACAUUAGUCCAGGUAUGUUGGCUAGCGUUUUCGACAUGUACAUUAAAUUAAAAGACUUACCUAAAGCAAAAAUGCAAUUGGAGAAACUGAAGAAGACAUUCCCAGGUUUUCAAAUUGACGAACACAAAAUAAUUGAUUAUGCUGCUUUGUUAGUACACGAUGGUGAACUUGAUGUUGCUAAAAAAUUACUAGAGCAACGUUCGGAAACUCAAAAAAUUUUUGGUGGUGAUUAUGUUCUUAAAAAUGUCUGGAAUUUCCUUACAAAUGUGGCAAAUAUUGCCGCCCAGAUAUCACCUCCUUUGGCUAAAGAAGAAAACAUAACAAAAGAAAAUUUUGAAUUUUUAAAAAAAUUGGGUUAUUGUAAGAUACAUAAUACUCUGUUGGGACCAAUUGUGCGUGAAUAUUUGUUGCGACGAGAUUUAAGAUCUGCUAUUGAGGAAUUUAAGAAGUUAGCUCAGAGAUACAGGCAUACUCCUUUACAAUUUGAAAUACUUUCGUUGUUAGUACGUUUGGGGAACGCUGAUUCCAAAGAAUUCGAAAAUUAUGCUAUAAAUGUAGAAGAUGCUCAAACCCUGUUGCGUGAGGUUAUAAGCACUGUGACAAGUGUUCACGGUCAAACUAAUUUAAACAGUGCUUUAAUAUUGGCGUUCGCUGAAUCUGGUACCGAUAAUCAAUUACGACGCUUAAUGUUAAAUCCUGAAUUUCAUAUAAAUGAAGAACUAUUGCACAAGAAUUGCGAGCAUUUGGGACAGGAGGGUGCAGUGUCGACGUUAAUGCGCCUAGCAAGAGCUUCUCGAAAUCUUCGUACUAUUGAUGAACAAAGUAUAUACAAUAUGUUAUUGAAUAAAUUUGUCAGUAUAAAUAAUUAUUCAGGAGCUUUAGAUCUGUAUGAAUGCCUCGAAGCUGAUGAUGAAUUAAAAAUAUCACAAGAGUUUCUACAAAAUUUAGUUAAAUUACUUAAAUACAAUAAUGUGAAUGUACCAAGCAAUCUAGCGUUAAGAGCACAAGUUAUAUAGUUUGUAAUUAAUUUUAUUUAUUAAUUGAUUAAUUUAUGUUGCAAUUAUCAAUUUUAUAAACCUUGUUAUAGAUGAAUGCUGUUUUUUACAUAAAAAAAUAAAAAUUAAUUGAUCCUCUUUUUCUCAUUACAACCUGUACUUCAUAUGAAAUCUAAACUAAAAUUUUUUGUAAAUAAUUA
Messenger RNA from Teleopsis dalmanni, 3367 nucleotides. It is a transcript of the gene Lrpprc2, whose product is annotated as leucine-rich PPR motif-containing protein, mitochondrial. The transcript is spliced from 3 exons. Gene Ontology annotation, molecular function: protein binding. Bases 6 to 3188 code for a protein of 1060 amino acids. The record is from RefSeq and is a predicted model, not a curated record. Lineage: Eukaryota; Metazoa; Arthropoda; Insecta; Diptera; Diopsidae.